CCACCGCCCGGGCGCUGCCGUGGCCGGGAGGAUGAAGCUCCUUUGGCUGGGGGUGGAUGUCUCCCGGGUGCUGCACCUCGCCGCCGUGUUCUGCCUCACCUGCGUGCUGCUGAAAGCCAUCCAGCUGUACCGCCGGCGGCGGGAGCUGCUCAGAGCGCUGGCCGACUUCCCCGGACACCCGACACACUGGCUCCUGGGUCACGUCCAGGAGUUUCUCAAGGAGGAAGAGGCGCUGGACAAGGAAGAGACCUGGGCACAGAAGUACCUAUACGCUCACCCUGUCUGGUUCGGGAGUUUCUCAGCAUUCCUGGUUAUCACUGAUCCUGACUAUGCCAAGGCUUUGCUGUCCAGAGGAGAUCCCAAGGAUAACGUCAGCUAUAAAUACCUUGUCCCGUGGAUCGGGAAUGGGUUGCUGAUCUUACACGGGCCAAAAUGGCACCAACACCGAAGACUCCUGACUCCGGGCUUUCAUUACGACAUCUUGAAACCAUACGUGGCCCUGAUGGCAGAGUCUACUAAUGUGAUGCUGGAUAAAUGGGAACAACUGAUCACAGAUGGAAAACCGGUGGAACUCUUUGAACAUGUCAGCUUGAUGACCCUCGACAGCAUCAUGAAAUGUGCCUUCAGUUGUCACAGCAACUGCCAGACCAACAGGAAAAACACCUACAUCCAGGCUGUCUACGACAUGUGCCAAAUGGUACAUCAGCGCCUCCGCAUCUUCCCUUACCACAAUGAUAUCAUUUACUGGCUCAGUCCCCAUGGAUUUCGGUUUAGGAAGUACUGCCAGCUUGCUCAUGACCACACAGACAAGGUGAUCCAUGAGCGAAAGGAGUCCCUAAAAGAUGAACAGGAAUUUGAAAAGAUCCAGAAGAAGAGACAUUUGGACUUCUUGGACAUUCUGCUGUGUGCCAAAGAUGAGAACGGAGCUGGGCUAUCUGAUGAGGACCUGCGUGCUGAGGUGGACACAUUCAUGUUUGAAGGCCAUGAUACCACAGCCAGUGGCAUCUCCUGGCUCUUGUACUGCCUGGCAUCACAUCCCGAGCACCAGGCACGGUGCCGGGAAGAGAUCCAGGGGAUCCUGGGAGAGCGGGAGACGCUUCAGUGGGAGGACCUGGGCAAGAUGACUUACAGCACCAUGUGCAUCAAGGAGAGCCUUCGCCUUUAUCCACCAGUGCCUGGUGUGUCCCGGCAGCUCAGCAAACCCAUCACCUUCCCUGAUGGUCGCACCUUGCCAGAAGGCAGCGUUGCUGCGAUAAGCAUUUAUGUCAUACACAGAAACCCUGCAUUCUGGAAAGACCCUUUGGUGUUUGACCCAUUGCGGUUUUCCCCGGAGAACGUCUCUGGCAGGCACUCUCAUGCCUUUCUGCCUUUUUCUGCUGGAAUGAGGAACUGCAUCGGGCAGCAGUUUGCCAUGAACGAGAUGAAGGUGGCGCUGGCCCUGACCCUGCUCCGCUUUCAGCUCUCCCCUGAUCCUGCCAAGCCUCCCUACAAAAUACCUCAGAUCAUUCUUCGCUCCAAGAACGGGAUUCACCUGUAUCUGAAGAAAAUCCGCUGAUGCUGGAAAACAUCCUGUCUCUGAUGGAUGGAGGGACAACAUUUCUCUGGGGCAAAAGGUGCAGGGCAGGAUUUGGGGAUGAAGAUUUCUUAUUUCUGUGCCUCUUCCACCAGCUGAAAACCCUUUUCAGGCUGGGCCCAGCUAGCCUGGAUGGCCUUGCACAGACCCAUUGCCAUCGGCUCUGUGAGCACCAAUCUCAGUGCAGCCGUGCAUGGCUGUCCCCUUGCCCUGUUGUAAGGGAAGGUCCCACCAGCUUCCUCCUUACCAAAUCCUGCCUUUAUACUCAUGUUCUGGCCUAAUCCAUAGCUGUUCCCAGCCCUGCACCAUUGUCAGCACCUUCCUCAGUGCCUACGGGUCAGCCCCUGCAGCAGGGACAGCCUAUGGCAGACCUCUGCCUCUUUUUUCACACUCAAUCUGACUGUUUUGUUGAAAACACUGGUGCCAGUUUGGGCUCAGAAAUUCUGCCUGAACUGCAAAAUACUCUGUAAUUUUUGUGUUAAUAAACCAAUAAUUAUUCCUGUAACAGCA
Messenger RNA from Melopsittacus undulatus (budgerigar), 2083 nucleotides. RefSeq names its product cytochrome P450 4B1-like. Lineage: Eukaryota; Metazoa; Chordata; Aves; Psittaciformes; Psittaculidae. Gene Ontology annotation, molecular function: iron ion binding; monooxygenase activity; oxidoreductase activity, acting on paired donors, with incorporation or reduction of molecular oxygen. The coding region runs from base 32 to 1555 and encodes 507 amino acids. The record is from RefSeq and is a predicted model, not a curated record. The transcript is spliced from 12 exons.